GAGUAAGCGGAAACAAAAGGGGUUUUAUAAAAACACAAACACAUCCCCGGCUGUCGAAGUACUCAGGGAAUAAACUACAGCCAUUGGCUUCGCCAGUAAUAAUACUGAAAUUCAAGUAAAGAGAGCGAGUCGACGCGAGCUGAGGAGCAAACUGAAAACAUGGCACUGAAAAGAAUACAGAAGGAGCUGCAUGACCUACAGAAAGACCCCCCAGCACAGUGCUCUGCUGGCCCAGUAGGGGAUGACUUGUUUCACUGGCAGGCAACCAUAAUGGGUCCGGGUGACAGUCCUUACCAAGGAGGAGUUUUCUUUCUCACGAUCCACUUCCCCACCGACUACCCAUUCAAGCCACCAAAGGUAGCAUUUACAACUAAGAUUUAUCACCCAAAUAUAAACAGCAACGGGAGUAUCUGUUUGGACAUUCUACGGUCACAGUGGUCUCCAGCACUAACAGUGUCAAAAGUUUUAUUGUCCAUAUGUUCAUUGCUUUGUGAUCCAAACCCAGAUGACCCCUUAGUUCCAGACAUAGCACACAUGUACAAGAACGACAAAGACAAAUACAACAAACUAGCAAAAGAUUGGACCCAAAAGUAUGCCAUGUAAAGAAAAAAAGAUGAAGUAAAACAUGCUGAGAAUUUUUCUUUCUUCCCUCUUUUUUUAAAGUCACAACACACUGUAAAUUAUAGUAAGGAAUCAUUAAAUAAUCCUAGGUAACUUCCAUCAAACAGAACUUUAACAUUAACAUUAUUAUUAAUCUGAGACCACAACAUAUACAUUCUUGUUCUGAAAGGAAGCAGAGGGUUUACUUUUUACGUUGAGCAGAUGAAAACGAUUGUCUAUGUUCAUUUUAAUGGAUACUGUGACUUUUUACAUCUUGUAACAGAUGAAGGAAAGAAACGCACUGUUGCAGCUUCCCUGAAAAUGGGAGGAAUUACAAUGAAAGUCAUGUAUUACUGUCUUCUUUCUAUUAUUAUAUUAUUAUUAUUAAGAUUGUUAUUGUUAUUAUUUGUAUAGUAUUAAAAUCCUCCGGAAGACUUCUUUUAAAUUAGAGUAAUUACAAUGUACAUCUGUCAUUAAAGUGAUGUACUCUUCCCCCCUGAGACUAGCAGUGAUGUUGGAUUUACACAGGCAAAAAAAAUCAGAUUUUUUUUUUUACCCAAUGAAACAUGUACCUAAAGGUUAAAUGUAUUCUUCUGUUUGACCUCCAGUCUGUCUGUAUAUCGAUCUAUGCUAUAGAAAUGGUAAAAAAAAAAAAUAAAAAAAAAUCCCAUUUUCUGUUCCUGUGUUAACAGUCUCU
Molecule: messenger RNA, 1297 nt
Organism: Centropristis striata (black sea bass)
Lineage: Eukaryota; Metazoa; Chordata; Actinopteri; Perciformes; Serranidae
Gene: ube2d1b
Product: ubiquitin-conjugating enzyme E2D 1b
Exons: 7
Coding region: 160-603 (147 amino acids)
Biological process (GO): protein polyubiquitination; ubiquitin-dependent protein catabolic process
Cellular component (GO): nucleus
Molecular function (GO): ubiquitin conjugating enzyme activity
Source: RefSeq, a predicted model, not a curated record